UUUUACACUUUUCUUACACACAACAACUUUACAAAGGAAUUGGUUUCAAUCAAUUUCUUUGGGUACUUUUUCCUUGUUUGUCCUGAUAUCAGUGCUACACUUUCUUCUAGCUUCAGAAAGUUUGUUGGCAAAAGGCCUAGCAAUUUGAAAUCAACAUGGGCAAGAACAAAAAAGCAUUUGUUCCUCCUCUGAAAUCAAAACGUGAAAAAAACUCCAAUGCUCCGCUGAUGGAGAAACCGAGUGUAGAGACAGAGAACUUGGUGGUGAGAAAUCCAACUCUAGAAAAACCAACGGCAAACAUUUCAUCAUCUUUGAUAAUAAAUGUUGUUCCCAACUCCGACGAUACGACCGAUGAGCUGGUGGCUGGACCUGCAGCAGAUAAUCAUCUGGAAUCCUCACUUAGUGGACAUGACGGGAUCUUUCUGCGGGAUGAAAGUCAAAAAGCACCCGAUGAUGUUUAUGAGUUCCAAAGUUCCCCAGUGAACUUACUGACAGCCAAGAAUGGAGGCACAGUACAAGAUUGCCCAAAACAAGAUCAAAAUUGCAAAAGAAGCAUGAAAAAGAAAAAGACUUCAUCAGUCAGGCAAAGUGUCUUGAAAGACAUAGCGAAGAUGCAGAAGGCUAUGUCAUUACUCAGGGAGAGAGAGCAAUCUCUUAUGGCGUCUAGUGAGCAGUAAAUCUGACACGCCCUUUUCCUUCUUUACACACAGACUUCAUCACUGAUGAAGUCAUCAGUCAGGCAAAGUGUCUUGAAAGACAUAGCGAAGAUGCAGAAGGCUAUGUCAUUACUCAGGGAGAGAGAGCAAUCUCUCAUGGUGUCUAGUGAGCAGUAAAUCCAGGCCAGAUAGCUCACGGAGGCAAUGCAAGCAAAUGCCUUAAUGCUCUUGACCCAAUUUCAUAGCAGCUGCUUUUCAAGGCACUGAACAUGUUUGGUAACUUUCAAAGAGUAA
Molecule: messenger RNA, 950 nt
Organism: Asterias rubens (European starfish)
Lineage: Eukaryota; Metazoa; Echinodermata; Asteroidea; Forcipulatida; Asteriidae
Exons: 3
Coding region: 156-677 (173 amino acids)
Source: RefSeq, a predicted model, not a curated record